GUAGCUUUGAUGGAUCUAAUUUAACGGAGUGUAGGAAAUACCUCAGGACUGAGAUGGAUUUCACUGAGAUCACCUGUUCAGAAUCCAUCAGGCUGGUGAACGGAGACAAUCAGUGUUCAGGCAGGCUGGAGGUGAAGUCUAACAACUCCUGGUCCAUAGUGUGUGAAGAUGACUUUGACCAGCAGGAUGCAGAGGUGGUCUGUAGGGAGCUGGACUGUGGGGCUCCUUCAUUCCUCCAGGGGGCGCUCUAUGGAGAAACAGAGGCUCCAGAGUGGAGCAGAGAGUUCCUCUGUGAAGGUCAUGAGUCUGUUCUCCUGAAAUGUAGAAGUUUACAGCUCACAAGAUGGACCUGUCCUCCUGGUAAAGCUGUGGAGAUCACCUGUUCAGAUCCUGAUCAGGUGAUCUAGAUUGGAUGAACCAGUCUUU
Molecule: messenger RNA, 426 nt
Organism: Oryzias melastigma (Indian medaka)
Lineage: Eukaryota; Metazoa; Chordata; Actinopteri; Beloniformes; Adrianichthyidae
Product: scavenger receptor cysteine-rich type 1 protein M130-like
Exons: 3
Coding region: 54-407 (117 amino acids)
Cellular component (GO): membrane
Source: RefSeq, a predicted model, not a curated record